UCCUGAAGGCUAACGGAAGCCAGUAAAACACAAUGCAGUACUGAGGGAGCAGCAGCAAUGCACGGCUGGACAUAGAACACACAGGACGGCGAGAGCGCAAAGCUGCUCAAUAUUGCACCAUGCUGACCUGUCUCUGAUAAUUUCCAAGGCGGGUGGGUGGGGGGAACUGAAGGACACAGCCAUGCAGCCGGCUGCUUACCUGCUCUCCUUGAUGCUCUGUGCCUUGGGGACCUUCUCUCUGGUUCAUUCCAGGCAGGCAGGAGCCGCCUUGUUGACGGAGAUGGAGAGAAGGGCUGAAAACCGAUUUCUGGAGAGGCAGAAUAUCGUCCCCCUCCGCCUGAUCCCCCGCCCGGAAGACGGCACCCAGACUGGGCACGGGGUGCUCAACACUCGGGUCAGCAGCCGCUCGGAUCGGAAGCAGUCCACUCAUGUUGCCCGAGCCAGCUUCCAGGUUGAUGCAUUUGGGUCAUCAUUCAUUCUAGAUGUAAUGCUAAACCAUGAUCUGCUGUCUUCAGAAUACCUUGAGAGGCAUAUCGAGCAUGGAGGAAAGACAGUGGAAGUUAAAGGAGGAGAGCAUUGCUAUUAUCAGGGCCAAAUCCGAGGAAACUCAGAAUCAUUUGUUGCCUUGUCAACAUGCCAUGGACUUCAUGGGAUGUUCUAUGAUGGGAAUCAUACUUAUCUUAUUGAACCAGAAGAAAGCUACACUUCACACGAGGAUUUCUAUUUCCACUCUGUUUACAAAUCCAGGUUGUUUGAAUUUCCUUUGGAUGACCUGCCAUCUGAAUUCUGGCAAAUGAACACCACAUCACAGAAGUUUGUUGUAAAGCCAAGACACAAAAGGAGUAAAAGGCAGGUUCAUCAGAUUUCACGUAAAGUUGAGGAGGAAACAAAAUACAUUGAGUUAAUGAUUGUGAAUGAUCAUCUAAUGUGUAAAAAACAUAGAUUAUCAGUCGGCCAUACGAACAGCUAUGCUAAAUCAGUGGUGAACGUGGCAGAUUUAAUAUAUAAAGAACAACUUAACACCAGGAUAGUAUUGGUUGCCAUGGAAACCUGGGCUACUGAUAACAAGUUCACCAUAUCUGAAAACCCAUUGGUGACUCUACGUGAGUUUAUGAAAUAUAGGAGAGAUUUUAUCAGAGAGAAAAGUGAUGCAGUUCACCUUUUUUCGGGGAGUCAAUUUCAGAGCAGUCGGAGUGGUGCAGCCUACAUUGGUGGAAUUUGUUCACUAUUGAAAGGUGGAGGUGUGAAUGAAUUUGGAAAGCCAGACUUACUUGCAGUGACAUUGGCACAGUCGUUAGGCCACAAUCUUGGCAUUUUUUCAGAUAAAAGAAAACUACUAACUGGUGAGUGUAAGUGUGAGGACACAUGGUCUGGAUGUAUAAUGGGAGACACUGGUUAUUAUCUUCCAAGCAAGUUCUCCAAGUGUGACAUUGAGGAGUAUCAUGAAUUUUUGAACAACGGAGGUGGCGCCUGCCUCUUCAAUAAACCAUCCAAGCUUCUAGAUCCUCCAGAAUGCGGCAAUGGUUUUGUUGAAGAUGGAGAAGAGUGUGACUGUGGUACUACUGCAGAGUGUGCCAUUGAAGGAGGAGAUUGCUGUCAUACAUGCACCCUGACUGCAGGCUCAGAGUGCAGCAAUGGGCUUUGCUGUAGAAAGUGUCAGUUUGAAUCUAAAGGAGUUGUGUGCCGAGAUGCGGUAAAUGAUUGUGAUAUUCCAGAAAACUGCACAGGAAACUCCAGCCAGUGUUCUCCCAAUAUUCACAAAAUGGAUGGGUAUUCAUGUGAUAACAAACAGGGUAUUUGUUUUGGAGGAAGGUGUAAAACCAGGGAUCGGCAGUGUAAAUACAUCUGGGGUGAAAAAGUGACAGCUGCUGACAGAUACUGCUAUGAGAAACUGAAUAUUGAAGGGACUGAGAAAGGUAACUGUGGAAGGGGCAAGGACACUUGGAUACAGUGCAACAAACAGGAUGUGCUUUGUGGAUAUCUUCUGUGUUCCAAUAUCUCUAAUGUCCCAAGACUUGGAGAACUUGAUGGUGAAAUCACAUCUUCAGUCAUACAGCUGGGGAAAUCCUACAACUGCAGUGGUGGCCAUGUUAAGCUAGAUGAAGAAACAGACCUGGGCUAUGUUGAGGAUGGAACGCCAUGUGGCCCAGAGAUGAUCUGUUUUGAGCGCAGAUGUCUCCCCACUGAUUCCUUUAACUUCAGCAUCUGCCCAGGCACUACAGAUGACAAAAUUUGUUCAGGACAUGGCGUUUGCAGCAAUGAAAUCAAGUGUGUGUGUGAUCGAUUCUGGGUAGGAGAUGACUGCAACACCGCUUACAAAGAUGCUUCAAUUUUUGAUGAAGAAAUGGCAGGCAAAGGUGUUGUUAGUACAAAUAUAAUAAUAGGGGCUAUUGCUGGCACCAUUUUAGUGUUGGCUCUCGUUUUAGGAAUAACUGGAUGGGGUUACAAAAACUAUCGGAGACAGAGACAAAUACCACAGGGAGAUUAUGUAAAAAAGCCUGGAGAGGCCGACUCUUUUUAUAGCGACAUGCCUCCUGGAGUCAGCACAAAUUCUGCAUCUAGUUCUAAGAAGAGGUCAAAUGGAUUAUCUCAUUCAUGGAGUGAAAGGAUCCCAGACACAAAGCAUAUUUCAGACAUCUUUGAAAAUGGGAGACCUAGAAGUAACUCGUGGCAAGUAUGCAUUUACAUUUUGAAUCAAGCUUUCAAGUACUUGCAGUUGAAGUGCCGGUGCCCAAAGACAUCAUAUUUAUUUUGUGUGUUUCAACAUCUCAGGACUCUGUCUCCUGCAAAGUCUCCAUCUUCCUCUACUGGAUCUAUUGCCUCCAGCAGAAAAUACCCAUACCCGAUGCCUCCACUUCCUGAUGAGGAGAAGAAAGCUAAAAGACAAAGUGCCAGGCUAUGGGAGACUUCCAUUUAGUUCUACAGUUUAGCUGGGUGACAUCAGAAAUGUUUACUUCAAAUUUUAUAGAAACUCAGCAUCACUGAGUCAUUGCACAUUCAUCUGCUCUUCAGACAAUUUGAAAGAACAACAGAGAUGCCAGUGAUCACAGAGAGAACCUGCUCUCAUACCCAAGGGGGAAAAAACAACAUGUUUUGCUGUUGAUUAGAAUUCUAUUAAAUCUGUAAAGAAUAACCAAAAAUCACAAAAAUUAACAUGGGAUAAAUAGAUUGAAUAUGAUAAGAUUAUUCUGCAUGAUGACCAAUAUAUGUAGAAAUACAACUAAAACUCAUGUACAAAUCCUGAAUAAAAGAGGUUUUUCUUUGGUUUAUGCAGUCCCAAAUAACAACAAAAUUGAGUUCAGAAUUUUGUAUUCUGAAGCACGUGACCAAUGUAAACAUUAUGCUAUGUGCAUGAACCCUCGGUUCUUUACAAGUAAGGGGAAAACCACGUACUGUAGUAGAAAUUAGCAUGCAGGAGUAAGAAAUGUAGAAUUUUGCUACAGGAUCUUAAGUUUUGAGAGGCAUAAACUUCAAACAAACAAGAACUAUAUCUUUUUUACCUUUCGUGUUUAUAAUCUCCAUAUACAAAUUGUAUAUAUGUAAACAUUUUAAAAUGUGAAAACAGCUGUAACACACAUGUAUUUUGCCAAAUGCCUAAAGAAACAAUCAUGACUAACAUCGUCACACUUCAAGUGUUCUGAAUAUUAUGAGCAGACCGCUUUGGAAAUACAACAGUUCUAGUGCUGUAAAUGUGUUUCUCAGCAAACUGGUGUUUGACCAAAAUCUCCACAAUCUGGGAAUAUAUUUGUUAUAAUCACCAGAAAAAUCAAAGUUCAAUGAUGCUUUGGCUUAAAUCACCACCUAAGGAACCAGCAAAAAUAAGUUGUCUGAUAGUGGUGAUGUGUGUUUGUCUCGUCUCUCACGCUGGUGUAAAUCAGGAGCAACCCCACUGAAAUCAGAGCUGGAGUCUUUAACUAAUAGUGAACAUACAUUUACUGGAAAUUGAGGAGUAAUUUAAGGUCAUCAGUUAAGGGGGUGGAAGUGGGGUCUCAGUGGCAGAUUUGGGAUAUGUGUGUGUGUGUGUGUGUGUGUGUGUAAAGCAUUUCAGACCCAAUGCUGGAGCAACCUGGCAGAGUAUACAGGUUAUGAUGGGCAUGAUGCUAUCAUAGUGCUAUACAAAAACUGAAAGCUGGGCAAUUGGCCGAUCUCCCCUCCCCGCCUUUUUUACUGCUAUUACUUGUACCAUGUAUUAGCAUACUGAGGGUCCGUCCACUCUGCUGCUGGGAGUAAGUCUCGCAGCGCAGGUAGACGGACUCACACUAGCAAGGCUUGAGCUAGUGUGCUAAAAAUAGCUAUGUGGACUUUGCCGCUCCGGCGGAGACUCAGGCUACCCAUUUGAGCUGAAGCCUAGAGGUUGGGUGGUCUUGAGCUCGGUUGGCGCCGGAGUCUCUGCCAGAGCCACAAUGUCCACACAGCUAUUUUUAGAGUGCUAACUCAAGCCCCAGUCUGUCUAUCCUGGCUGGGCAGCUCACUGCCACCUGCAGUGUAGACACACCCCACGUGCAGCAGCAGAGGUCUCCUUUGCAGGUAGCAUGGGCCUUGAGCUGAAUACAAGUGGAUCCAGACCAAUGAAAUUGAGGAUGCAAAAACAAACUUGUUACAAAGGAGACGUGGCAAGAUGGCAUUAACCUGACUGCUGGUCAACUGUAUGCUGUGUGCUAAAGAAUGUAGAGUAGAUAUAGUUACAACACCCGAAGGAUUCAAAAGGAUGCUGUAAAAUCCCUGGGCAUUUUCAAUUGUAAAUGUUCUUUAAAUAAUAAAAAUGGCAAUUAUAAAUCAGUUAAAACACCUCUCCUGUCAGUACCUCUCCAGAAGUGACAAACGUCCAACCUCUGGUAAUUCCAUUGCAGAACAAAAGCUCUCUUCUAAUAAGAAAUAUUAGAAUACAUGGCCCACAGUAAUCUAAUCAAUUAGAUGCUGACAGGAACAUAAUGUGUGCUUCUAAAUCUUCUGCCUCUUUCACGUAAUUCCUUUAGUAAGUGAACCUACCACUUACAGCCUUUUAAUGUAACAGAGUUCAGUUUAUCAAAUUUCUCUCUGAUUAAA
Terrapene triunguis (Three-toed box turtle) is the source of this 5046-nucleotide messenger RNA. RefSeq names its product ADAM metallopeptidase domain 22 (gene ADAM22). The record is from RefSeq and is a predicted model, not a curated record. Bases 182 to 2917 code for a protein of 911 amino acids. Lineage: Eukaryota; Metazoa; Chordata; Testudines; Emydidae. Gene Ontology annotation, cellular component: postsynaptic density membrane. Gene Ontology annotation, biological process: proteolysis. Gene Ontology annotation, molecular function: metalloendopeptidase activity. The transcript is spliced from 30 exons.